Molecule: messenger RNA, 882 nt
Organism: Lachancea sp. 'fantastica'
Lineage: Eukaryota; Fungi; Ascomycota; Saccharomycetes; Saccharomycetales; Saccharomycetaceae
Source: the annotation of a GenBank genome assembly
AUGUCAGGUUACCAACAUCUUUCCAAGGCUGGAAGCCGGUUCUUAAAGCAGGUUGAAAACAGACCAAAGCAUUUGGUGGAUCACUUCAAAAAAUUUGAGGAAAAGUCCAUGCCAUCAUUCUUGGUGCCCUCUAUUCCACGAGUAGAAGAUGAAGAGCGGUUCAAAAGCGUCAGGGAGUGGAAAUACAUGCCCGGUGACCGUGUGGUGGUGACCAAAGGCAAAUGGAAAGGCCAGGUCUGUGUGAUCCAUCAACACGAUCGGGAAACCAAUGGGUUUGUCCUGGACGAAAAUGGGCCCACUAAGACGGUUCCCGUUCCCAAACAGUUUUGGUCUGAGGGUCAAAACUCUCACAUGGUCACUUUUCCAAUGGCAGUUGCCCAGGCGGACGUAAAGCUCGUUGCAGAUAUCGACGAUCCAAAAGUCCCAGGAACUAGCAAAACCGUCGCGGUACGUGAUAUUGUGUUCCGUGGAUCGUACUACGAUGAGGCGUACAAAAAAGUGAUGCCCUUCAGAUGUGUCUCGGGACAAGAAGACUUGGUGAUACCGUGGCCCCAGCCUGAGACCAAGCCCGACGGAUUGCUAGCUACACCUCCAGACGUUGCAAGAGAACAAACUUUCUGGGUUUCCAGUAUAGCUCGCAGCCCGAUUCCACAGGGCGCUCUGCUCACAAUUCGUAACCCCAAAUCCAAAUUCAGAAGAGGUACGCUCACUGCUAGAGAUAUUGGCAAGCUUGUGGCUCCAAAGAUGCCUUUGACCAAGGCCAAAAAAUCGUAUAUCGCAGAGAAACAAGAAAUGGCUGCGGGUGCAAAGCGGAAACUAACCGAUGAAGACAGAGAACUCAUAGGAUCUAAGGUCUUUGAACAUUACAGUCAAAAGAUUUAA